AGGGUUUUGAUGCCGAGGGUUUAGCUGAUGCCACUCUGUGCAUGUAGAGUGGUGAUUUCCCCUUCAUACUUGGUCACUGAUUCACUGCUCCAUCUCUGGCCUCCACUGACCAAAGGAUCCAGUCCUUGAGGAGGCGGAAUAACAGUUGGAGAAGAGGCACACGGAACAUGUUUCCGACUCUAGUGCGAUAUUUCUCCAAGAAAGCCGCGCCAGACUUGAGAAGGAUAAACCCGAGACUUCCUCCUCAGCAGGCAUCUGAGGUCUCCAAGUCACUUUAUCAGCUCAUCAAGGAUCAUGGUCCCAUUACCGUGGGAAGUACUUGGGACUACGCCAAGGAUGCUGGUAUUAGUGGUUUGAGCAGCAAAACACAUAUGAAGAUAAUGCUCAAAUGGAUGAGGGGAAGGAAGAUGCUAAAACUUUCUUGCACUCAUGUAGGUUCCAGCAAGAAAUUUUUCCACUCUACAUUGCCUGAAACACCUCAAGCUAAUCCUCCUGUAACUUCUCCAGUCGUGGAGCCUGUAGUUGCACAACGUACCUUAAAGAAGAAAAAGCAAGGCAAAUGAUAUUUUUCUUCUCUAUAAUUGAAUUAAAGAAAAUUGGAAGUGAAUGUUGGCUGUCACCGUUGCAAGUGAUAUGAAACUAUUCUGUUCUUGAGAUCUGGUGUAUGGAAUGCUUGUACUUUUUCCAGUAUGUUUGGACUACAAAAGGAAUUGUUGAAAUUCAAUUCAGACUAUGGUCCUUGUAAACAGGAUAUCUUGGUCGGUCCAACUUCUUCCAAUCAAUUUUGCUAAUUGCUGUAUUGUCUCAUAGACAUUUAGUCUAAUUGCAAAGUUCUUUUCUCCAA
Nymphaea colorata (pocket water lily) is the source of this 844-nucleotide messenger RNA. RefSeq lists its product as uncharacterized. Lineage: Eukaryota; Viridiplantae; Streptophyta; Magnoliopsida; Nymphaeales; Nymphaeaceae. The record is from RefSeq and is a predicted model, not a curated record. The coding region runs from base 168 to 563 and encodes 131 amino acids. The transcript is spliced from 2 exons.